AUGAGAACUUCGUCGUAUUUCAACGAUUUUCAGAAUUUCAUUAGCGGUUCCGUGUGCGGCUUUGAUGGAUACACUUUUAUGGUCUGUUGUGCCCUGACCCGCAAUCUACAAAGCCCAGCAAAAACUAUCCCUUUCAAUCCCGUCGCUACACAACAACAGAGUGGACCAAAUACAUUGACAUUUAAAUUUUCAUCGCUCAAUUCGAAUGCCGGCAUACAAACAUCGCCACAAAUUAAUCCAACGAGUAUGCCAUCACAAUUAGUAACCCCAGCGCUAAUAUUUCCAACGAGCGUGCAGCCAGUACCCAGCAGUACAAUAGGCACUGGCAUCUUGCCAACCAACCCCAACCGGCCAGUUGUGGUAUUGCCACCUUCAAUUCCAAACAACGUCAAUUCCACAGUUGUAAAUAUACCCACGCGCUUGCCAUCGUUGAGAGGGCAGCAAAGUUGCGGAUUGACUUCAGCUUAUACAAAUAAAGUUGUUGGUGGUUCAGAAGCUAGUCGAGGCGCCUAUCCAUGGCUCGUCGCUUUGGGCUAUCGCGACGAAUAUAAACCGGAUGCUUUGAAGUUCCUUUGUGGUGGUAGCUUAAUCUCAAGUCGCUAUGUUUUAACCUCUGGACAUUGCAUCAAUGCCUUGCUGAGCACAGUACGCCUGGGUGCACAUGACCUUGGCAAUGUUAACGAAGAGGGUGCCAUAAAUAUAUCGGUUGAAAGUAAAAUAGUGCAUGAGCAAUAUAAUGAGCGUUAUGUCGUUAAUGAUAUAGGAUUGGUUAAGUUGCGCGCAGCAGCGCCAAAUACAGCAUAUAUUGGCCCAAUUUGCUUGCCUGAUGGAGAACGCUUCGAACAGAAUUUUGUGGGCAUGAACCCAUUUGUUGCUGGCUGGGGUGCAGUUAAGUUUCAGGGUCCAAGUUCAAAUGUUUUGCGUGACGUUCAAGUGCCCAUUGUGAACCAGCAGUCUUGUGAACAGUCCUAUAGUUCUGUGUUUCAACAUAUUGCAUUUACUGAUAGGUUCAUCUGCGCUGGCAAUUCUUAUGUGGAUGCUUGUCAGGGGGAUUCCGGUGGGCCACUGAUGAUGCCGAUGCUGGAGAAUGGCGCUUAUCAUUAUUACAUACUUGGCUUGGUUUCUUACGGUUACGAAUGCGCACGAGCUGGAUUUCCAGGAGUUUACACACGUGUGGCUUCCUAUUUACCGUGGAUUCGUAGUCACAUGACUUAA
Rhagoletis zephyria (snowberry fruit fly) is the source of this 1215-nucleotide messenger RNA. Its product is annotated as venom protease-like. Gene Ontology annotation, molecular function: serine-type endopeptidase activity. The record is from RefSeq and is a predicted model, not a curated record. NCBI's taxonomy places the organism in Eukaryota, Metazoa, Arthropoda, Insecta, Diptera, Tephritidae. Gene Ontology annotation, biological process: proteolysis.